AUGGAGCGAGGUUGCGUUGUGCUGCUUCUCGUGCUCUUGAUCUGCUCAAGUGUCCUUGCCUUAACUAGUGGCGUGGGGCUCCACUUCGAGCUCACCCAUGUCGACGCCAAGGGAGGCCGCUACACCACGACGGAACGCGCACGUCGCGCCGUCGAUCGCAGCCGGCGGCGGCUGGCGGCAUCCAUGUCGUCCGCCGGGCACAGCGACGUGCGCGCGCCUGUGCAGCGAGCGCAGGGCGAGUACUUCACGGAGUACCUCAUCGGCGACCCGCCGCAGCACGCGGAGGCCAUCGUCGACACCGGCAGCAACCUUGUCUGGACGCAGUGCACCGACUGCCUCGCCGUCGCCGACCGCUGUUUCAAGCAGCACCUUCCUCUCUACAACUACUCCGCGUCGCGCAGCGCCAAGCCCGUGCCGUGCACCGACGCGCUCUGCCAAGCCAACCCGUACGGGCACUUGUUCCUCACUGGUGGAGAAAGGAGCUUUACUCCCGGUUACCCCUAUAGUACUACCAAUCCGGAACUAAAAAUAGUGAUCUUUAGUCCCGCGUGA
This is a messenger RNA of Oryza sativa Japonica Group (Japanese rice), 552 nucleotides long. RefSeq names its product aspartic proteinase nepenthesin-1-like. NCBI's taxonomy places the organism in Eukaryota, Viridiplantae, Streptophyta, Magnoliopsida, Poales, Poaceae. Gene Ontology annotation, cellular component: extracellular region. The record is from RefSeq and is a predicted model, not a curated record.